Talaromyces proteolyticus is the source of this 1996-nucleotide messenger RNA. RefSeq names its product putative oxidoreductase. The record is from RefSeq and is a predicted model, not a curated record. The coding region runs from base 122 to 1945 and encodes 607 amino acids. NCBI's taxonomy places the organism in Eukaryota, Fungi, Ascomycota, Eurotiomycetes, Eurotiales, Trichocomaceae. Gene Ontology annotation, molecular function: oxidoreductase activity. The transcript is spliced from 2 exons.
GUGUUUUGUUAUAUAUCAAGUUACCGGUCUCAAUUAUAAAUAUGCUGCUUUAUAUUGAUACAAUAUACGUACCCUUAACAAAGCAUCAAUCACCGUCCCUCACAGAUAGACCGACGGUACAAUGUCGGUUAUAAUGGAGGACACUCUCCCCUUCAACGAGGGAGAAAUGGCCAUGCAUCAAAAACUCAAUGUUCCGCCACGAGAAAACCCAACAACUCCGUUCCUCACUCCCUACGGGGCUUAUAUGUUAUCGACCGCGCCGCUGUUGAGCAUGGGAGCAUUGGAUACCGAGGGCAGGCCGUGGUCGACCGUAUGGGGCGGCGAAGCUGGUUUCGCGGGGUUACUAGGGAAGAACGUCGUUGGUAUGAGAGCGCUCGUUGAUAGGGCUUACGAUCCCGUGGUACAAGCUUUGCUGGGUGAAACCGCUGACGGCACGGUGAUCAAGGCAGAUAAGAUGUUGUCUGGAGUUUCUAUCGACUUGGAGAAUAGAACCAGAGUAAAGCUCCAUGGGAGAAUGGUUUUGGGGACUUUGACGGAUGCUGAGGAUAACGAAGCCCCUUCAGAUGUAGCAGGGAGCCGAGGGAAGAUGCAGUUGGUCGUCAAAAUUGAUGAAAGUUUAGGAAAUUGUCCCAAAUACUUGAAUAAGAAACAUAUUAUACCAGCGGUACCGGAACCUCGACUUAUUUCUGACUCCCCUCAGCUUCCACCACAGGCGAUAGAACUACUUAGCCGUGCGGACUGCAUGUUUAUAUCCUCAUCUCAUAAUAACAUUGACAUGGAUACAAAUUACCGUGGCGGUCCAUCCGGUUUCGUACGAGUCAUCUCUAACACUUCUGACGGAGCUGUCCUAGUCUAUCCAGAAUACUCUGGGAAUCGCUUAUACCAGUCGCUAGGCAACAUGGUAAUCAACCACCGGGCUGGCAUUGUGUUUCCGGAUUUCGAAACUGGCAAUGCUCUUUAUAUAACAGCCACAACCGAAAUUUUUAUAGGAGAGGAUGCAGACGCCAUACUGCCAAGAUCAAACCUUGUAAUCAAAAUGACUGUCGUAGGAGCACGGUUUGUCCAGAAAGCCUUGGCCUUUCGAGGAGUCCCGGGUGAGCAAUCACCUUACACACCUCCGAUGCGUUAUCUCCGUAACGAAAAAGCCGACAUAAUUUCAAGCGCAGAACAGACCAAUUCUAUCAUGGCAAAAGUUAUCCAGAAGGAAAUCCUGAAUCCAUCGACUGCUCGAUUCCGAUUUAGACUGUUAUCUCCGACGAAUCUCCCUAAGUAUAAACCCGGUCAGUAUGCCAUAUUCUCUUUCAAAGAUGAGCUCGACCUUGGCUACAGUCAUAUGCGGGACGAUGACCCACUGAGUCUUAACGACGACCUUAUUAGAACCUUCACAGUCUCUUCAUUCCCAGGACACGGUUUACCAGAUAACGAGUUUGAGAUUACAGUGCGAAAGAACCGAAAAGUGACCUCGCACUUAUUUCAAUGGAAUCCACGCACGGAUCUUGAGGUACCCAUGAUGGGCUUUGGAGGAUCUUUCCAUAUCGAUAAAAAUAGCAAGGAUACAUUGAUUCCAUUCAUCGCUGGAGGUAUCGGGAUAACCCCUCUUCUCGGCCAGCUACCCGGCCUUGACAUGUCGCGUCUUCGACUGUUCUGGUCAGUAUCUAUUAGCGAUAUCGGUCUCGUGCAAGACACAUUUGAUAGGUUUCCUAACUUACCAUCAUCGACUACGUUAUUCAUCACGCAAACAGAUAUUAUUGAAAACAAUGCCAUGAAGAAUGAGUUGAUAUCAAUUUUGAAAUCUGGAGCUAUAGUUCGACGACGUCGAAUAGAGGCAAAGGAUUUGGAUGUUUUUGCUGAUACUUUCUACCUUUGUGCUGGAAGUACAUUGCGGGCUUCGGUUUUGGGGUGGUUGAAAGGGAAAAAUGUGAUUUAUGAAAAUUUCACAUAUUAACCAUUUUUUAGGAUAAAAUUACAAUUUAAUAUCUCAUGAUAUAAUAGCUAG